GAAGGCGGGACAUUGACGAGCCAAUCACAGCGCAGCUGGUUGUCUCGGCGUUAGCUCGCUACAGCCCUCAGGUGGAACAGCUCGUUACAGGGGAGCAGAUGAUGUUAUAAGUGUGUGUGUGUGUGUGAGUGUGUGCAGCAGGAUGUCAGGUGUGGUGGUCACCCCGCGCUGCAGGGACAUUGAGAGGAAGGCAGGGUACGUGCGUCCAGAGGAGUGUGCGGUUCCCCCCUCAGUCCCGUCGGCGCUGGUCUCAGGCCGGUGGUGUAUCCGGGACGUGUGUGGCAUGGUGUGUGUGGUUCUCACCUGGUUCCUGGUGCUGUACGCUGACUUUGUGGUGAUGUUCGUCAUGCUACUGCCCGUGAGGAGCGUCGUGUACAGCGUGCUCAAUGCUGCUUUGUUCAACACCCUUGCCGUGCUGGCGCUCACCUCGCACAGCCGCGCUAUGUGCACUGACCCCGGUGCCGUGCCCAAGGGAAAUGCCACUAAAGAGUACAUCGAGAGUCUACACCUGAAACCAGGUCAGGUUGUCUACAAGUGUCCUAAAUGCUGCAGCAUCAAACCUGACCGAGCUCACCACUGCAGUGUGUGUAAGCGCUGUAUCAGGAAGAUGGACCACCACUGUCCCUGGGUGAACAACUGUGUGGGUGAAAACAACCAGAAAUACUUCGUCCUUUUUACGAUGUACAUUGCUCUGAUAUCGCUCCACGCUCUCAUCAUGGCCGGGCUGCAUUUCUUCUUCUGCUUUGAACAGGACUGGUCAAAGUGCAGCAGUUUCCCCCCCCCAGCCACGGUGAUCCUGUUGAUCCUUUUGUGUUUCGAGGGAAUCCUCUUCUUCAUCUUCACCGCCGUCAUGUUCGGUACCCAGAUUCACUCUAUCUGCACAGACGAGACUGGCAUAGAGCAGCUGAAGAAAGAAGAGCGACGAUGGGCCAAGAAGUCCAGAUGGAUGAACCUGAAGGUGGUGUUUGGCCAUCCGUUCUCUAUAGCAUGGCUAAAUCCACUGGCUGUACCUGAACACGGCAAAUCGGACCUGUUCCAGUACAUCGUCUGACUCGAACUGUGUCCUAAUCCUGCCAGAAGUGCACUGAAACGGCCUUAUUUUUAUUUCAAUCUUUCAGGGAGUGUCCAAAAAAAAAUUUUUUUUUAAUUUUUUUGACAUAGAUUCUAAACAUAUACACACACACCACACACACACACACACACACACACACACACACAAACAAAUACAGUACAUACACUGUUCUCCCAGUUUCCAUAAAUGGAUGAUGUUCUAGAAAGAGCUCUAACUAGACAUUUGGGACAAAGCCAGCCUUAUUCACCAUGUUGUAUCUGAACUUUACAACCUGUAUGGGUCAGUUUCAGCUCCAUGGUGGAAAAGUUCACCAGUAUUUUAUUCACAAAUAUUUGUACAUUUGUUAGAUGUGCUAGCAGGAAAUGUGAUCAGUUAUUAAUAUAAGUCUGAAGAUUACACUCAAAAUGAGGUCAUUAUAUGUGAGUGAGGAAAGAAAAGUUUAACAGUAAUGGAAACAUUGCCUUAAAAAUAUUUCAUUUUUUCUUUUUUUUCUUUUUUUACUGUUAUCAAGGUCUUUUCAAAUAGGACGUACCAUCUCACUGGAAGAGGGGUGACAUGAGUCAUACACUGACACUAUACAAUUCACUCUUUCAUUCUUUUCCCUGUCUUUUAAUGGGUUUAUCUUUAAUAAUUCUUCAUAAAAAAGAAAAAAAAAAGGUUGGUUAGCUUUUACCCGUCUUGCACAGUGUUCGGAAGAAUAUUUCCUCCAGUGAAGUUUAUAUGAAAGGUACACAUAAACAGAGCCUAAAAUCAGGAAUCCUCUAGAAUCAGAAUCAAUCUCGGUCUGGUCCAGUGAACAUGAGAUGGACGACGAUUAUUAUACAUGAGCUGCUUCACAAUCUGAACUCCACAGGAGCAAACGUGUCUGUGUUUAUAUAGGAUCAAAAUAAAAAUUCUUUGUAUUUUAAUAGUUGGAUUGGGCUUCUGGAGUGACCACAGAAUCAGUGGAGUCAAUAAAAGAUGCCCCAGUCUCUGCCAAAAAUAUUCAUCUUGGUGACUGAACCACUGUGAAAUGAAAAGGUCAAUAAGUGUACAAACCUUCAGUCUUUCUGCUUUUAGUCUAAAACUGAACCACAGCUUUACAGCAAGAAUGACACAGUGGGUUGAACUGUACACCAAUAACCUCACACUAUUUGGAUCUGAGGCAUCCCCCUGUCUAGAACUGGUUCAGUAUUAUCACACUGGUACUGGAAUCAGUGGAGGCACAUUUACUUUAUUUUCACUUUAUUGAUUUGAACUGAAACCAAUCAAUUUUUUUGUAAACCUCAUUUUCUUUUCUUGGGUCAUUUGCUACUUCAUACACACUAGCGAGCUCUCCUGUCAUGCAGCAGCAACCAAUGUGGAGAAAGGCUAGCAAGUACUUCCUCUGAGACAUGCUUUUGAACUUACAGUGGAACCUUGGCAUAGGAAUUUAAUUCAUUCUUAAGGUGAAAGUUUGUAUUGUGAAACGUUCCAGCUCCCAAAAAUAUGACCAAUAUGAAUCGUAUGUAAACUGUAUGGCUGCUUACAAAAAACUGACCCAAGCCAAGCAUUCCAUGUCAAGGCUCCUCACAGGAAGUCAUGCCACCAAGCUUGGGCUAAAAAUAACAAAAAAAAAAAAAAACAAAA
Molecule: messenger RNA, 2680 nt
Organism: Hemibagrus wyckioides
Lineage: Eukaryota; Metazoa; Chordata; Actinopteri; Siluriformes; Bagridae
Gene: zdhhc3b
Product: zinc finger DHHC-type palmitoyltransferase 3b
Exons: 7
Coding region: 143-1051 (302 amino acids)
Biological process (GO): peptidyl-L-cysteine S-palmitoylation; protein targeting to membrane
Cellular component (GO): endoplasmic reticulum; Golgi apparatus
Molecular function (GO): protein-cysteine S-palmitoyltransferase activity
Source: RefSeq, a predicted model, not a curated record